Molecule: messenger RNA, 552 nt
Organism: Boleophthalmus pectinirostris (great blue-spotted mudskipper)
Lineage: Eukaryota; Metazoa; Chordata; Actinopteri; Gobiiformes; Gobiidae
Gene: timm9
Product: translocase of inner mitochondrial membrane 9 homolog
Exons: 4
Coding region: 85-351 (88 amino acids)
Source: RefSeq, a predicted model, not a curated record
GUGUGUUUUUGUCUCUGUGUUUCUCUGUUGGUCUCGUGUCCUUGUCUCAGCCCGUGGAUUUCUCUCGGACUCAGUGUGAGGACGAUGGCGGUGCAAGUGUCUGAGUCUGACCAGAUCAAACAGUUUAAAGAGUUCCUGGGGACGUACAACAAAGUGACAGAAAACUGUUUCAUGGACUGUGUGAAAGACUUCACCACCAGAGACGUGAGAGCGGAGGAGUCGAGCUGCUCGGAGUCGUGUCUGCAGAAAUAUCUGAAGAUGACCCAGAGAAUCUCCAUGAGGUUCCAGGAGUAUCACAUCCAGCAGAACGAGGCUCUGGCGGCAAAGGCGGGGCUCCUGGGGCCGCGCUGAUGUCAUCGGGAGGAGGGCGGGGCUCCUGGGGCCGCGCUGAUGUCAUCGGGAGGAGGGCGGGGCUCCUGGGGCCGCGCUGAUGUCAUCGCUGACCUCAUCGUGUGACCUGAUCAUGUGACCUCUGUACAGUUUCAUGUUUGUGUGAUUUAUUUUUAUUUUUUAUUUUUAUUUUCAUGUGAAUAAAAGUGAAAUCUUCUUGUC